GCACAUCUCUGAUUUUAAUGAUAUACUAUUAGGAAGUAUUAUCCAAGAUCUUCGCUCUAGUCCUAAUUAUAUUCAUAUUUGUAGUUAUGUUAAGUGGUGAAGACAAAGAAACUGAAUCAACCUCAACCUUAGAGUGGCCACAACCAUGCCGCCAGCUCAAGUUGCCCGAGAUUCAGCUAGCAACCCGAAACUUUGAUGAGUCGUUGGUGAUCGGGCGUGGGGGGUUUGGGAAAGUUUACAAAGGAACUAUAGUUAGUGGGGGUAGGUGUUUAGUUGUUGCAAUCAAGAGGUUGGAUUCGACUUCUAACCAAGGUGCAGUAGAGUUUUGGGUUGAAGUUAAGAUGCUAUCUAAGUUAAGGCACUGCCAUUUGGUGUCUUUGAUUGGUUAUUGUAAUGAUGGGCGAGAAAUGAUCCUUGUGUAUGAAUAUAUGCCUCUUGGAACACUUGAAGAUCAUCUCCACAAACUUGAAAAACGUCUACCUUGGAAUCGACGACUUAAGAUAUGUAUAGGGGCUGCUCGGGGGUUAGAUUAUCUUCACACUGGUACGGGUAUUGAGCAAGGUGUUAUACAUCGUGACGUGAAGAGUUCUAAUAUAUUGUUGCAUAAGAGUUGGGCAGCUAAGAUUUCAGAUUUUGGGUUAUCUAAAGUAGGUCCGACGAAUCAGCCAUCAACUUAUGUCAACACAAUGGUCAAAGGUACCUUUGGUUAUCUUGAUCCAGAUUACUUUUAUACGGGCAGGCUGACGAGAAAGUCUGAUGUGUAUGCCUUCGGGGUUGUACUAUUUGAAGUCUUGUGUGGGAAACGGGCAGUUGAUAAAAGUAUUGAUGAGGAGCAAUGGGGUUUAGCAAGGUGGGCUCAAGAUUCAAUCAAAGAAGGGAGGCUAAAACGAAUAGUUGAUCCCAGUAUAAGGGGGAGAAUAUCGGCUAAAUGUUUAAAAGAGUUUGCACAACUUGCAGACCGUUGCUUGCAUAGUCAUCCUAAGCAACGUCCUACAAUGGCUGAGGUUGUAGUUGGUCUUCAGUCUAUACUAGCUUUACAGGAGAAGAUCAAUAGCGCAUCGCAUCCAAGGAGCAUCACCAUAUUUGGUAGAAAGAUGCCGAUGUUUCUCUCUCCAUCCAAUGGGGAAAACUAUGAUAGAAGCUUAAAUCCCUCCGAGUCUCACUUCGAUCCUGAUGGAAGCAAAAGUAGAAAGUUACACAAAUAUGAUUUUCUCACUAUCAGCAUUGCAACUGAAAAUUUCCGCGAGGCUAAUAAAAUUUGGGAAGAUCAAAAUGAAUCCAUGUACCAGGGCAUGCUACAAAAUGGACAAAGAAUAGCCAUUAAAAAACUCUAUGGUACCAUUCAUGAACAUAUUUAUAAUGAGUUAUCGGUGAAGCUUGAACAUGAGAAUUUGGUUCGGCUGCUUGGAUAUUGCAUAGAACAAACAGCUGGUUUCCUGGUCUAUGAUUUUGCCUUGUACAAAAGUCUGGAUCACUUUAUAUUUGAUCCUCUGAAGCGUAAUCUUUUGGACUGGAAUAAACGCCACGAAGUAAUCCUAGGUGUUGCCAAUGCACUUCUUUACCUUCAUAAGCAUGCUCCUGUUCGGAUUGUACAUGCUAAUGUCAGACCCGAGAACAUUCUUUUUAAUGAAAACAUGAACCACAAACUGUCAUAUGUAGAGUCAGAAAUAUAUUUAGCAAUCAAUGGGACUGACUGCAUUAAUGUGGAUAAAAUAUGUGGCACCAUGGGAUACAUGGCCCCAGAGUAUAUGAUAGAAGGUUAUGUCUCAACUAAGACCGACGUCUUUGGCUUUGGUCUGUUGGUUUUAGAAACUAUUAGCGGUCAGAGAAACUACAAGCACUAUCCACUGACCGAUGAAAACUUUGUACAGUAUACUUGGAAGAGUUGGUUGAAAGGAAGAAAUUCAUAUAUAAUUGAUCCAACAAUUGUUGUGGACUCAAGAUUAAUAUCAAGAUUCAUCCAAAUUGGGCUGCUGUGUGUUCAAGCAGAUGAAACUGAUAGACCAACAAUGGAUGAAGUUGUUGGCAUGCUGGUUAGCAGCUCGCCUCAAGAUCUUGCUCUUCCUAAAAAUCCAGUGUCAUCAUGGAUGAUAGAAGAGGUUUCAGAUGAUACGAAUGUCGCCUCUGAUGACUAUGAUCCUGGGCAAGUUGAGGAGUUUGAAUCUGAGCUUAUAAUAGAGAGAUGGCGGUAGCCAAGGGUAACCGAGACUAUUUUUGGGUAUGCAACGACACUAGAGGGCCAGGAAUGAUAACUUUAAUAGUCGAUAUAUAAAAUAGAAACCAUUUUUAAGUAAAUACUACACACAUCAAGAUUUGUGUAUCAGACUUUUCCUGAUCGAUAAUCACGUAUCAGAUUUUAUUCGGUACAGAUUUUAUCAAUAAAUUCAUUGUUGGCACC
This is a messenger RNA of Helianthus annuus (common sunflower), 2398 nucleotides long. RefSeq names its product LEAF RUST 10 DISEASE-RESISTANCE LOCUS RECEPTOR-LIKE PROTEIN KINASE-like 2.5. Gene Ontology annotation, molecular function: protein kinase activity; ATP binding. Gene Ontology annotation, biological process: protein phosphorylation. Bases 87 to 2192 code for a protein of 701 amino acids. NCBI's taxonomy places the organism in Eukaryota, Viridiplantae, Streptophyta, Magnoliopsida, Asterales, Asteraceae. The transcript is spliced from 6 exons. The record is from RefSeq and is a predicted model, not a curated record.